This is a messenger RNA of Petromyzon marinus (sea lamprey), 2963 nucleotides long. RefSeq lists its product as uncharacterized. NCBI's taxonomy places the organism in Eukaryota, Metazoa, Chordata, Hyperoartia, Petromyzontiformes, Petromyzontidae. The record is from RefSeq and is a predicted model, not a curated record.
CCGGUCGUGAUGUCAUCACUCCGCGACUCGCGAAGUUGGUCGCCGCGUUGCUGAGGGGACUUCGCCGUCGGGAGAAGUGACGGGGGGGAUGGCGGGGGAGCGGGUGGCUCUGCCGGCCGGCGAGAUGGUUUGGGUCUGCCGGAGAGUAGACGCGGAGCCCACCCUGGACCACAAGGCCGUGGACGCAUUUCUGGUAGAGCUGUACCGCUGCCGGCGCUGCCUCUUCACCAGCUGCAUUACCGCCACCAUGCUGGACCACCUCCACCAAAACCACAGCGAUGGCUUGGCCACGACACCACAACCGGCACCAGCAGCAGCACCGAGCCAAUCUCCUUCCUCUCCCACUUCCAGGGUAUUGUCAUCGGCCGAUCCCGAGCCGUGCGGUGAUACCGACGUGGCAUCGGCGGCCGAAAGGUUUUCUUCCGGAAAGGAUGAAUGCGGAGGAUCUUCCGCAGACACGGCUACCGAUGGCACGGUGGCGAUCGGCUCGUGUCCCGCCAGGGAAGACGUGCCGAAAUCUCCGCAGCGGCACGCGGGCAUUGAACACGGAGAAGAGGACGCUUCACUCAAGGCGCCUGGUUUGAGUGUGGCCGGGGAGGCGCCGCCGUGCGGGAGCCAUUCGGAGCUGGGAGACGACCUUGAUCGCGAGGAGUGCAGGCUGACCUUGACGAAGGGCGAAAGCGCUGACAGUAGUAAUCUGCAGGCCGAGUGCAGGGACAAACACCAAACAGGCGCUGCUCUGGAAAACGAGCAGGCCGGCAGUGGGAUGGAGUCGGCAGUGUGUGGCCCUGAAAACCUGGAUCGCAUUUCCCGCGAGGUUGACCGGAUGCUGCGCUGCCUGAGCCCCGCAUCGUGCGAGAUGAUCGGCCUGGUGGGCGGCUGCCACGACGACGCCGACGACGCCGGAUUCUUCGAGGCGAUGAUGGAGGCCGCUCGCCCGCUCCCGAGGUCGAGGGACGAAGCGGAGGAGACGGACGAGGCGGACGAGGCACAGUCGGAGCACCUGUUCUCGCUUGGCCUCUGCCGAACGUCGGCGAUGGCUCGGCGGCCCCUUGGUGGCGAGCCCGGCGUGAAGGUGCGGUGCGCUCCGCCAAGUGUGGCGUGUGAAGGCGCAGGAUUGACUGUAAAGACGUCUGACGUCUGUGUGGAGCUGGGCAGCCAGGGGCCUAUCCCCGAAGUGGAAAAAAAUAAUGUAUUCUUUGCUUUGGAUGCCGUGGGUGGAAAUACAACAGUGGCUGAACACGAAGAAGCAGAAGACGGAGAGGAGGCGUGCUACUCCUCCUUGGUUGUUGAUUUAUCAGCCAGCGCUAGUGCAAAAAGGAAGAGGGUCACACGAAGAACUUCGUCCCCGAAAGACUGCCCACCUGCAAGCCACCCUCGGCGCAAUGUCAAAAAGUCUCGUGCUAAGACAGCUGCUAAUAAGAGGAAAAAACUGGAGAGAAAACCCGUUAAGUUGGGGCUUACGCGCGUAUCGCAGAGGCGUGCUCACACUUCACAGCCCGCCGUCAGCAGCUCCUCUGAGGCUGCCACCUUCAUGGACCCAUGUUUCCCCAAGGAUCACACGGAUUGGGUUGUGCGUAACGUACAUCAGCAGUUGGACAGGAAACUGCCCGAGCAAUCUCUCAACUGUGCAACUGCCCGCAUGCCAAGGAGGCAGGAGCAGCACAACAGGCUAUGUGGAGCGAAAUCGGGGAAACGAUUCCGGUGCUCGGAGUGCCCGCGCAUGUUUGUGAGCGAGCCUCUGAGAGACAUUCAUUUGGUGUGUCACUGUCCUCAAGGAUUCCAAUGCUGCUAUUGUGAUUUCACUGGUCGCAAAUGGAAGAGGAUGCGUAAGCACCUGCUGACCCAUGACCUCGUUUCACUGGUCUGGAGCUCGGACUCGCCCCGUGUGCCACGCCUGGCCACGAGAGGGCAUCCGCCUCACGGAGAGGCAUCCCUUUGUGCGCCAUCGGCUCACGCUCGCGUUCAGAGUCGCCCUCCUAAGGGCGGUGAAGAUUCGCGUGUCACUACGAACCCACACUCUGACCGCACGUUCAGGUGCACAGCCUGUGGCAGGGAGUGCUCAACCAGGCAGGCGCUUUAUCGGCACGUGAAGACGCACACCAACGAGAAGCCGUACAUCUGCUCACAGUGUGGCCACCAGACGCGGCUGAAGGCCUCACUCGACAUGCACAUGCGCACGCACACAGGUGAAAAGCCCUUCCAGUGUGAACUUUGCCCAUACAGCAGCUCGGACGCCAGCUGUCUGCGACGACACAAGCGCACGCAUGCCUCCGAGAAGCCCCACAAGUGCAAGCUCUGCUCCUACACAUGCAUCCAGAAGAAGUGCAUGGACACUCACAUGCGGCGGACGCACACUGGCGAGUCUCUAAGCUGCCCGCGUUGCCCCUUCUCAACGUACAACCGCCAAAGCCUGGGCCGCCACCUCGCCCGCCACCGCUCGUCGGCCAAGCAACUGCCCCGCUCGGAACUUCCACCACACAUGCAGAGCACGCGGCGCGUCAGGCGCGGUGGCCGAGCGCGGACACGUGGGGGCCACACCGGCCACGAGCAAUCCCAGGACUUUGCGUCAGAGAAGGUGGAAGUGCAGGUGGUCGCCGAGUGGCUGACGGGAACGAUUUAAAGCCGGCGAACGUGUUUUACCUUGGUGAUCUGAGGCGGUGGAGUUAAUAAGGGGUUAAUGAGGAUGUUUUGGACGCGGCGCUCCGCUGUAAAUGAAACGCUGCAAGUUUUUUUAACUCUCUUCCGUUCUCUACUAACUGAUGUUUGACAAUUGUAGACAUUUUAGAUGUUUAUUAUUUGAAUUCCAAGGCAUCGAUGCAAAAGAGGUCUGUCGUUCACACUUAUCAGAAAAUGCAAUCUCUUGGAUAAAGAGGCAAAAUAUUUCCAUGCUCUCCUUUUGCGUGGUUUGACAUUAGUCUUCACAGGUGACAUCGUGUUAAUAAAUUAUUGUUACUGAGGAA